AUGGUAUUUCAUGUCGAGCGCCCCAAGCGCCUCGACGAGGUGCGCGCCGAGUGGGCACAGAAAGACACGCACAGCGAGGCGGCCAAGGGCUCCGGCCGCAAGGUCUCCCGCCAGCAGUUCGCGCCACUGAGCCCUUCAGCCUGGAGUUCCCCGAGCCCGUCCUGCUCCGCCGCCUGGAGCCCGAUGCCGAGCCCGAUGCAGGAAGAAGCAGAGGAGGACCAGGAAUUCGCCGACUUGAAGAAGGCGCUUCGCCUGGAGGGCGGCCAGAGGUUGGCGACGGCGGCCGAGUUGGCCGCCGCGUGCGGCGCCGCGCUGGAUGCGCUGGACAAGGGCUGCCAGCGGGAGCCACAAAUAGACCCCAGUGCUGUCGCCGAAGGCGCCCGCCUUCACGCCCAUGUCGAGCCCGAAACAGGUCUUCCUCCCGGAGCCCCCCGCCUGGACCCCGAACUUGGAGGGAGCCGACGCCUGCUGCUGGGCUGGCUGCUGAGCGCCGAGCGGGGAGAGGAGGCUCGCGCCCCUUCCCGCGUGGCGUGGCGCCGUGCAGGGUCACCCACGCGGCCGGCGGCCUUUUCAUAUCUCCGCCACCAAGCAGCAAGUGUUGCUUUCCAGUCGCGGAGGAGGAGGCGGAGGAUGAGGAGGAUGAUACGGACGCGCGUCGCCGCAUGCAGCCUGAGUCCCGCUAUUUGA
Molecule: messenger RNA, 687 nt
Organism: Prorocentrum cordatum
Lineage: Eukaryota; Dinophyceae; Prorocentrales; Prorocentraceae
Source: the annotation of a GenBank genome assembly